Molecule: messenger RNA, 216 nt
Organism: Prunus armeniaca (apricot)
Lineage: Eukaryota; Viridiplantae; Streptophyta; Magnoliopsida; Rosales; Rosaceae
Source: the annotation of a GenBank genome assembly
AUGGCAAAGGAUAAGGGCAAACUUGAGCGCCUAUCCGCUGGAGCUGAUUUUGGGAGACCGGGGCCUUUUGCCUGGGGUGGGCUGUCCGCUGGAACUGCUCUUACGCCUACCCGUUUAUCACCCAUCCCACCUCGUGGAAUCUAUUCGUCCAAAAAAACCCUCUCCGAACCAAUAUCUUCCGAGAGACCAAGAAUCAUGUGGGCUCAUCAGCUAUAG